Molecule: messenger RNA, 2142 nt
Organism: Entrophospora sp. SA101
Lineage: Eukaryota; Fungi; Glomeromycota; Glomeromycetes; Entrophosporales; Entrophosporaceae
Source: the annotation of a GenBank genome assembly
AUGUGGCCUCCAAUUGACAAGUUACCUGAGGUCCAAUCCUUUAUAGGUGUAAUUUUUGCUGUCACUGGAAACAUUUUGAUAUCUAUUGCAUUAAAUUUACAAAAACACGCACACAAUGAACUUCAGAGAAUUAGUUGUGAUUCGGUAGCAUUUAGUGAUACUCGUAGCGGAUCUAAUCCACAACGUCCCACCUCUUUAUACGAUUCCGAUCUACCGACGCAUAUUCUACGAUCAAGUGAAAGUGAUGAUAGUUAUGUAAUGUUGACUGAAUUCGAUGAUUGUGAUAACAAAUCUCAUUAUCUUUUUUCCAAAGCUUGGUGGGCCGGAAUAUUACUGAUGGUUAUAGGCGAAUCAGGAAAUUUUAUAGCUUAUGGAUUUGCACCUGCAUCGGUGGUUGCACCAUUGGGAACUGUUGCUCUAAUUUCCAAUGUAAUAUUGGCUCCUAUAAUGUUGAAGGAAAGGUUUCGCACCCAAGAUUUAUUCGGAGUUGUUGUUGCCAUAAUCGGUGCUAUUAUUGUAGUGCUUAAUUCUAAAUCUGAAGAAGUAAAACUUUCACCAGAAGCAAUAUGCGAAGCAAUAUUGCAAGUGAAAUUUCGUAUUUAUCUAAUUGUUACCGUUAUUUUGACCAGUUGUCUUCUGAUUGCAUCGAUUAGAUAUGGUCACAGAUUAAUUUUCAUAGAUUUAUCAUUAGUUGCAAUAUUUGGUGGUUACACUGUAUUGGCAACUAAAUCGAUUUCUUCAUUAUUAACGCUGACAUUUAUCUCAAUGUUUACAUACCCAAUAACCUACUUAUUGUUUUUUGUAUUGUUAAGUACGGCUGUACUUCAGAUUAAAUAUCUUAACAAAUCAUUAAGCCAAUUUGAUUCAACGGAAGUAAUUCCAACACAAUUUGUUCUCUUCACAAUAUCAGCAAUUAUUGGCAGCGCUGUUUUAUAUAAUGAUUUUGCUGAUAUGGAUUUUUGGAGAUGUACUGGUUUCUUGGUUGGAUGUUUGUUAACAUUUUUGGGGGUUUUUUUUAUAACCUCAAAUAGAAACAAAACUCGUGGCUACACUCUGAUUUCAACGAAUCCAACCCAGACACCAAAUCCAAUCUCUGCAAUUACAGAUGAUGAUGGCGUAUAUAAUUCACCUAUUGACUUUGAUGGACACUUUUCAUUCAAUACCCAUCGACCAAUUUCCAGCUCUACACCUCGUAGACAUACACUAAACGAAUCUAUAGAUAUUGCCACCCCGCUUUUACAUGGUGAGUUAUAUCCGGCAAAUUAUUCUCACUCAAGAAGCGAUAGUAUUUUCAAAUCGUUGGUUGAUGUGUCUGCCACAACGAUCACUGGGGUUGGUCAAGCGUUAAAUUCUGUUGGUGCUCGCCACUCACAUGCCUUGGGAUUAGAUUCAUCGUACCUUGGCACAUCAUUUACUAAUUCUGAAUAUUAUAAUUCUGGAUAUAAUACUGAAUCAAUACAAGAAGAUUAUGAGAGCGAUGAUGUUGAUGAUACAAGAACAAUUAGCGGUUUAACAAUUUCAACUGAUAAUAGCGGUAAUUUAAGUAGUGGAUUAUAUUCUGGUGAAGAAUAUGAUGAUGAUAAUGAGAGCGGUUCUUAUGAUGUAUUUUCUAAUUAUGGUGCCGAUGAUAUGGAUGGUGAUUUACCAGAUUUGCCUUCUAGGAAUGAACAUAAUAUAAAUAAUGGUGAAACUACCCCCAAAAAUGUUAACAAACAUCCAACCAAGAAACCAGUACAUCUCCAAAAAUCCAUAUCAGCAAAAUCAUUAUAUAAAACAGCGCUGCCAAUAAUUGCUGAUAUUGUGAAGAGAACAAAUUAUUCAUCGUACCUUGGCACAUCAUUUACUAAUUCUGAAUAUUAUAAUUCUGGAUAUAAUACUGAAUCAAUACAAGAAGAUUAUGAGAGCGAUGAUGUUGAUGAUACAAGAACAAUUAGCGGUUUAACAAUUUCAACUGAUAAUAGCGGUAAUUUAAGUAGUGGAUUAUAUUCUGGUGAAGAAUAUGAUGAUGAUAAUGAGAGCGGUUCUUAUGAUGUAUUUUCUAAUUAUGGUGCCGAUGAUAUGGAUGGUGAUUUACCAGAUUUGCCUUCUAGGAAUGAACAUAAUAUAAAUAAUGGUGAAACUAUAUAUUUAUUUAUAUUUUAG